This is a messenger RNA of Adineta steineri, 429 nucleotides long. The record is from the annotation of a GenBank genome assembly. NCBI's taxonomy places the organism in Eukaryota, Metazoa, Rotifera, Eurotatoria, Adinetida, Adinetidae.
AUGGGAAUAUUAAAAGGUAAAGACACAGCAUUAGAACAUAUUGAACAAUCGAAAUUGGUUUUUUUGGCAACUUUAUCUGAAGUUGAAAGAGGACCAUCAACAAAUACAAUGCCACCAAGAGAUCAUUUUACAAUAAAAUUUGAUCGAGAUACAAUUAAAAAUUUAAAAGGAAGAGUUUAUGAAAAUAUGAAACAAUAUACUUAUGAACAAAGAGGUGAAAGUAUUCCUGUUUUUUUAAAUAAUAAAGAAGGUGAUAAUCAAGGUGGUCUUAUUAAUCCAGUAAAACCUGAAAUUCCAACUGUUGGUCGCCAAUAUGUUGCUUGUAUUUAUGAUGAUCUCAAAAUAGUUGAUUGUCUUGUUGAAAUUGAUUCGCUUGAAGUUGAUGAAUUAGUUAAAACAGCAAAUGCUAGACGAAAAUCAAUUGUCUAA